GCAGAGCGGUAGCGGUGACCAGCCAGUGCAGCGGGGAGCACCUGAUCCUAUAUAACGGCGGAGAGUUUGCUGUUGCAGUCAGAAUUUGCCAUAGCGCCAAAGAGGGAACACCGGUGACUCGAAACCCGAAAAGCGGAGAUUUACAGUGUUUGUGUCUAUAUUUUGCCAACCACCCGUAUUUAUUGUAACUUAAUCCGUCUGCUUACACACAGAGCCAUGGAUGCGAUCACAAGAACGAGUCUCUACAAACGCACUCAAGGACUCCUUCCCAGUCUGUUUCUGUCUACACUCGUGGCACUGUGCGUGUCGACGCCUAUACCGCCGCAGGAUACACAUCCUUGGCACCACUACGACCGGCUGGUGAGAGACACGCGUGUUCUCGAUAGGCACCAUCACAACCUGUACACGAGCUUCAAAACCAUUCGGCACGGCGACGCCUCAAUCAGGCUAGAUGACUUCACAAUCAGCGGGGUCCCCAGCGUGAACGACCUCCCUUCACCCGUCGACAGAUACGCUAUGGUGGAGAGCGAGCUUCUGCCCAUCCAUUACACGCAGCUAGAGGCUUUUGAGCAGAUCUUGGCACAAGCAAUAGAGGACGAGUUCACACUCAGAAUGGCUGGGGAGGAGAACUUCUACAACUCCAUGAGGACCGUCCUUACACUUUUACAGCGAGUCGUGUCAAAAUUAAGGCAAACGAUGAUAGCUCUGGAUAUUGACCACGAUUUCAACACCACCUCGACCGUUACCUUCUCCAACAACCAACAACAUUCCUUCUUGAACAUGAGGAUUCUUUUCAUCCUGCAAGAGUUCAGUGCCAACCUGGCUCCCGCCCUCGAGGACUUUGUCAACUUCAUGGGCACGCAUACGCAGCCGUCGUCGUAGCAAUCCGGAGAGUACGGUAUAAACUCUAAAAAGCCCGCCAAUUCUAAGGGGGAGGAAACAGUUCGCAGCCCGUGGUUAGCGGAAAGUACCCCCCUUAAUGUUUCUAUGCAAUAUACUGAAAUCGGUCGGUAAAGGCCCGUUCCCAUUAUCCAGCGUGGACAGUGAUAUUCGUAAGGUGAUAUUCGCCAUUUUUUUGUCGCACUUUGAAUUCCGUCACUUUUCUACUUAAAAACCUUUAUGGCUGUUGCUGGAAAUUAAUAACCAAAUAUGGAUCAAAAUGGUUUCAAUAUUCAGGCAAUGGUUUGAAAAGAAAAGAACUUUAAAAAGAAAGUCACAUUACUCAGAGUUAAAGACUGUCAAUCUUACAAUGAUGUUCGUUUAGGAUUUCCAGAGUCUGGUGUUUUUGCCUUGAUUGAGGGAGUUUCCAUUAUUGUCUACACGGCAUUGAUUGUGCCCUAAUUAAUAAUCUGCUGGAAAUGGGUCGCGGGAAUUUCUAACAUGAAUUUCGUUUCCGAUUCAAUCAUUCACAAUUUAUUGUAUUCAGAACGCUAUAUGCAUUUUCAUGUCAAGUAAGCACGCGUUAUUUAUGCAUUAAUUUAUUCAUAUUUUGUGCCUCAAGCAUUGUACUUAAUAUGGUAUUUAUUUUUCCGUCAGAAAUUUGAGGAGAUUUAAAGAUGGGACCAGAAACAGCAGUACUGUUUUUGCCGUUUAAUUAGCAUAGUAUUUAUUACAAAUUAAUUUAUUUCGUAUUUAUAGCUGGAGUAGAUGUGCUUGAACAUGUAUAUUUAUACUGAAAAGUCGCCUUAAAUUGAGCAGGGAAGUUAUAAUUUAAGCCUUGUAAAACUUUCCAUAAAUGGACACAACUACAUGUUCAAGCCAUCCGCCAGUAAUACUAUUGCUCACGGAAGGCCUUUCUGUAAGAUAUUGUGUAACAUUUCUGAAGGCAUAUUAUAGCAGUGUAAAUAAUUAUUUAAUAUUUUUAUAUUAGUAUUUAAAGCGGUCUAUACUAUUUUUAACGUCAUGAUGGCAGCUGGUGCUGUUGUUGCGAAAACUUUACCAAUAAUCAAUGUCUCAGCGAACAAAUGAACGUACACUUUUCCCACGCAUCAAUGGCAAUGGAUCAAUUACCAAUUUCAUUAUCAACGGGGACUUUUAUCUUUGGAUAAUGAAUACCAUAUUUCUGAUACACGUGUCUGGUUUGGAUUCUGAUUGUUAACGAACGCGUAUGACCAAGGGAAAACAGAUACGCAAAAAAAACCCCAUAAAGAUGAAUGAUUUGAAAAGGUCACUCCAUCCAGUGAGUGAAGUGAAUGAAGAUCGAAUGGCAAAUGAAUACCAUGCUAGUUGUUUUUUGUGUGGGUCUUAAUGGUCACUUUAAUUAAUUUAUUUAUGCCCAGUCAAUAAAACAAAAGCGGUCUCGGUUGACAGGUAAAUCCCA
Acanthaster planci (crown-of-thorns starfish) is the source of this 2320-nucleotide messenger RNA. RefSeq lists its product as uncharacterized. The record is from RefSeq and is a predicted model, not a curated record. NCBI's taxonomy places the organism in Eukaryota, Metazoa, Echinodermata, Asteroidea, Valvatida, Acanthasteridae.